CAUGUCAAGUACCUGGUUGGCCUAAACAACAGAUCGCUCCUGUUUUCUCUAGAUCAUAUACAUUCCGAAACGCGAUCAUCUCGAGAAUGUGUCAAGUGUGGACAGCUAACCACCUCAUUUUGGCAGCCUGAUGGAACUGGACAUUACUUGUGUGAAGUUUGUGGAAGAGAUCAGAAUCCAGCCACAUUGUAUUUCGACCAUUUGCGGUCUGCUGUGGGGAAUGGUCGGACCGACAAUGUGCCACAUUGUGCUACCAGACAGGUGGGCUACGACCAGAUGAAACCCGUAGAAAACGCACCUGAUGACUACAAACUUUUACAACAAGAUCCAUCUAAUCUGUUCAAUUCCCUCACUUACCGCCGCCCAGUCAGAUCCAGCUUGAAUAAAACUCUCUUAAGUCGCAGAUCGGUGGCGCGGCGAAUUGGCCUUGUCUGCACCAAUUGUGAAACAACUCAGACGACACUUUGGCGACGGAAUGCGGACGGUCAACCAGUGUGCAAUGCAUGUGGACUUUAUCAGAAAUUGCACGGGGUAAGUGGACAACGAGGUCAUCGUAUCGGGACUAAAACAAUUCGGUCUCCUCGUUUUAUUGCGGUUUCUGGACCCUCAGAACUCUGGAAGUGUCAGGACGCGCCCAGACAUGUGCAGAGAGUGACGCAUCCCCAAGGUCACCAUCGGUACGACACGUUCUGGAAGCAGCGUACACGCCCUUCUUCAAUGCGAAAAGACGCCAUCCAGACGAGAAAACGCAAGUCAAAAAAACGUCGUGAUUACAAUUUAGCUGUUGCAGCAGUAGCUGCUGCUGGACUUCCUCCAUCCAAUACCAUGUCGAACAUCACUCCUUCAUCAGCAAAUCUAAACUCGGCGUUUCCGUACGCCCAGGGUUCCUUAUAUCCCAACCACCUUGGUCGCAGCGUGUUUGAACAGCGGCUGCUGGGACAGUCCCAUUUCGGGGGUUCUUUCUUCCACAUGGCUCAUAACUGUCCGACCAAGUCAACGGAAAUGAGCCAGGUCCAACUACCCCACCAUUUUUCUUCGGAUGGGAACGAAAUGGAAAAAUUGCACGCUUCACAUUACCCAGCUCUUGGGCAUUACAAUACAUUUGGUGAAUUUACUCAACCAAACAGUUUCGAAGGACGAUCAUCACUGGAUCAUGUCGGCCGAUCUUAUUCAAAUGUGUUGCUCUCUCAGCGAAUGACAAACUAUCCACAGUUGGUGGAUUCUCGUUAUGUACUUCGCCACGGGGGGCAGCAUCCAGAUGCUGGAUCUCAUGAACUAUCAACAAAUUUACCAAACAUCUCAAAUGAAACAGGUCGAGUAAAUAACGGACGAUUUAAUCGCCAGAAUCCUCCGGCACAUAUACUCGCCUGCUCCGAAAACGGAGGUGAAUCGUUUGUCCGAUGUUGUCAUCAGUCAGCGUCAUUGUCAACCCCACUGAAACACCCACCCUCAUCGGACUUCCCAAUGCAUUUGAACCCACUUCCGUCUAAAGCUCAUUUUUGUGUUGAUUCGGAACACAACCGGAACAACGGUGUGCCCUAUGGUUCCAAGUUACCCCAACUUGAGUUUCAGUCAACAACAGAGUAUGUGUCCCCGGUUUGGCCCAAGGAUCACCCAGUUCCAGCUAGCUUACGAAUGUCACAAAACUCCACCAUGUUUGUACAGGGACUGUAG
Molecule: messenger RNA, 1674 nt
Organism: Opisthorchis viverrini
Lineage: Eukaryota; Metazoa; Platyhelminthes; Trematoda; Opisthorchiida; Opisthorchiidae
Exons: 5
Biological process (GO): positive regulation of transcription by RNA polymerase II; cell fate commitment; negative regulation of transcription by RNA polymerase II
Molecular function (GO): zinc ion binding; RNA polymerase II cis-regulatory region sequence-specific DNA binding; DNA-binding transcription factor activity, RNA polymerase II-specific
Source: RefSeq, a predicted model, not a curated record